AUGGGGACCCUGGGGCACCUGGUGUGCGCCGAGUGUCCCCGAUCUCAGCUUGCUGGGGUGGCUGUGCGUCCCGAGCCCCACGGGGUGCCCCCGUCCCUGCGCAGGCUGCGCUGGGAUGCCCAGGAGCUAUUCUCAGCGCUUGGAGCUUGGCACGGGGAUGGGGACGUUUCUAAAUCGGGGGCCCCAGUUCACGUGCACCAGGACGGAACGGGGGGGUCCUGGGUUCCCUCCCCAGGGGAUGCAGCCACCACCACGCCACAAGGUGCUGGGGUCAGCACCAACGAGCGGGAGGGUCCCCGCUUCCUGGAGCUGCUGCCCCCCGAGAGGCGAAGGUCACAACCGUGCCCGGAUAGGGGGUGUCAGACAGAGACCCCACGCCGGACCCCCCCACCCGGCGCGGGUCCACAGCGGCAUGUACGGGCAUUGCGGGGGCACACGGAGCCGCGCUGGGAGGGGGAAUGCGCCUUGCCCCCACCCUGCGCCAAGACCCCCGGGCAGAGGAGCCCCCCCAACCGGUUCCACCGGGGCCUGCCCAAGCCCCACGGCGGCCCCGGCCCCCUCCCCAUCGCCCCCCCAGUGCCGGCAGGGGUCAGGCGGGGUGAGGCGCAGCUCUGGCCCCCGUCUCUGCCGGUGCCGGCCCCGCUGCUGGGGGUCAUGGUGGCCGCCGCAGCUGAAGCGCGGGAGCGGCCCGGGCCCCCACCCGAGUCCCCCCCACGGGACGAGGCCACAACCAGCCCGCGGCCCGGCCCCGCCGCGGCCCGGCCCCGCACCCGUCACCGCAGAGCCACGCCGCGGGCCGGGCCCACGGGCCCCCGCCACGCCGCCCGCCACGCCACGGCCACGCAGCCGACGCGGGGGCCCCGGGGGGAAACCACGGCGCUGCGGGCGGGCGGGAAGCCUGGGGAGCCCCGCGGGGGGGCCGCGGCCGGCGGUAAAGCUCCGGUGCGCGGCGGGGCCCGGUUCGGGCCGUACCUGGGCGGCGGCAGCGGCGGGCGCGGAGCGGAGCGGAUCGGGGCGCAGCGGCGGCGGCGGCGGCGGACGGCGCCUGGCUCCUCCCCCGGCCCCGCCGCGCCGCCCGCCCGCCCGCUCCGCCGCGGCCGUAGCCCCCUCCGCCGGCCGCAGCCGCUCCCUGCACCCGCCGCGCCCGCCCCACGGCGGGCCCCGAGUGGGGACCCCUCACGGGGGGGGAAGCGGGGAGGGAGCGGAGGGGCCACGGGGGGAGCGGUGAUGGGGACGGUGCCAGCGGCCGAGCGGAGGACCCUGGGCCCCCCAUCUCCACGGCAGGCAGCAGCGGGGCAGGAGCAGCAGAAGGUUGGCGGCCCCCCCAGCCUCGGCCCCCGCCUGGUGCGGCACCGGCACUGGGGGGUCCCGGCUGUGCCGGUUACCCCGUGGGAAGGGGAAGCACCCCCCCCCGCCGGCCUCCUCCUUGCCCUCAUUGCUGGGAAGGGCCCCGGCCCCUUCCGGCCCCCCCUUGGCCAGCCCCUUGUUGGCACCCCUAACGCCUUUGCAUGCCCCUUGCUUGCACACUCGCGCAUUUGCACGCCCAUUUGCACACUCACCCCUUUGCACGAGCUUCUUGCACAUCCUUCGCACUCCCCACUCGCCUCCAUCCUCCAAACUACAUCCCCCAGCAUCCCCCGCGCCCCGCCUCCCAAUCAGCGCCCGGCUUUCUGGCGGGUGCCAACAUGGCGGUGCCCAGGCGCUGAAGAACGUGCCGGUCGGCCGCCGCGGUGCCGGGUGCUGGUGAGGGCCGGGCGAGGCCGGGGCGGGGCGGGGGGGAGCCCCGGGGAUGGCCCCGCCGCGCUCCGCGGCUUGACCAGGCCCCAGCCGCGGCCUCCCCGGACUCCUCCGGAGCCGCCGUUCCCCACGCACGGCCGGGCCCUGCCGCCCACCCCCCCCCCGGCUCCUCGGCGUUUCCCAGACGGGGUGUCGAGAUCCUUCCCUCCAGCCUAG
Messenger RNA from Strigops habroptila (Kakapo), 1953 nucleotides. Its product is annotated as basic proline-rich protein-like. NCBI's taxonomy places the organism in Eukaryota, Metazoa, Chordata, Aves, Psittaciformes, Psittacidae. The record is from RefSeq and is a predicted model, not a curated record. The transcript is spliced from 7 exons. Gene Ontology annotation, cellular component: membrane. The coding region runs from base 1 to 1953 and encodes 650 amino acids. Gene Ontology annotation, molecular function: voltage-gated potassium channel activity. Gene Ontology annotation, biological process: potassium ion transport.